AUGGAUGAUCUCAGGCCACAAUCGAUGGGAGGCAAUGGGAACAAAUGGCUGCAGAUUGGUGGUAACAAGUUGAACACUAAUUGGGGUUGUGGUGGAUUCAAGUUGAACACUACUCAGGGUUCUGGGGGAAUCGAGUCCAUAUUUGAUCCUGUGGAGUAUGGUGAUGCAAUUAUACCAAGCCCAGGAGAUGCUAAUUCUCCAUCAAAACCAUCUGUCAAUGCACCAGAGAAGAAGCUGACCCUAUUUGCACUUCAACUUGCACUUUUCGAGAAAAUGGCCACUGGGUUUGGAGCCCUGGGAUUCAUCUGGGCAACCGUUGUUCUUCUCGGUGGAUACGCCAUUGUACAGUCCACGACAGAGUUCUGGUUCAUCACUGUCAUACUCACAAUUGAAGUCGCCAGAAUCUUCAGCCGCAGUCAGGAGCUUGAAUGGAAACACCAGUCUACAUGGACGAUUGCAGCUGCCAGCAUGCAUAGUUUCAAAGCUCUGAGAACAGGCUCCCAUUGGAUUGUUCGAAUCCUCCGAAGAGAAACCCAAGAGAGGACCAACGAGGCAAGACCCAGUUAUCAGUUACCUCGUGCAUAUGGCCGAGAACUCAAAAAGAAGAUCCUUGAGGGAAAAACCAGCAAUCAGUCGAGACGUACAUGGACAUCAUCAGAGGUCCCCCUGCUUCCAUAUGCAUGUUGGAUUUUUCAAUCUAAGAACAUCAGUAAGUUAUUGUCUUGGCUGCAAUUGUUAUCAGCCAUAACUUGUAUAACACUUUCAUUAAUGAGGCUUGUACAGUUGACCCAUGGUGAUGCAAUUACACCAAGCAGAGUCUGCACAGAAACUACAAACCUGAGAUCUGCCCUGAAUAUCUUUUAUGGUUUGGCCAUGACCGAAGCUUUCCUGUCUCUGUUAGGGAAAUUGUACAGGGAAUGGAAGAUUACGGUUUGCAAACUGCUGGCAGAGGUCGACAAGGAAUGUGAAAUUGGAAUGAUUUCAAUCAAAAGAUUCUUUUAUGAUGCCUAUUCGGAAUGUGUUAAUGGAAACAUCUUUGAUGGCUUAAAGCUGGAUUUGGUUUCCUUUGCUACAGAGCUUUUGGCCUCCCAUUCCAGCGACAAGCAAAUAAUUGGGGCUGGAAUUCUUCAGAAAUUCUCAACUGAAACCCGAUUCUCUGAUGAUACACUGCAGAAGAUUGGCACAUGUACAUCGGUUAUUGAAAGAUUAGAAGAAAUGUUGAACUGGAAAAACCAACCAGAAGCAGAGAUCAGCUCUGAUGGUGUACUUGAUGAACCGUGUGAGAAACAGACCGUUUGUGAUAAAGAAAACUAUGAGUUUUCUGCCUAUAGCCAAUUGGGUCUCACCAGUCUCAAGAAACUUGCACGUGACCACGAUAACUGCGAGAAGAUCGGUAACACAAAAGGCCUCCUCCUCAAAAUUAUCGACUUCACACAUACCGGAGAGGAGUUGCUCAGGAACAGCCAGGAAAGAGACAAUAGGAUAUUGGCAGUGAAACAAUCCCUGCAAGUUCUGAAGUUGCUCGCAAGGACAUCUGGUAGUGUUGGCAAGCAUCUGAGGCAGGAGAUUGUGGAGAUUGUUUUCACAGUAAGCAACAUCAGAGAAUUUCUCAAGUAUGAGCCAAAUUCCAAAGCUCAGAAUCAUGUAAGGUUUGCAGCAGGGGAGGCAAUUGCAAUGCUCGCACUGGAGAGUGAAAGGAACUGCUCUAGGAUAUUGAAUCUGAAGGUACUAACAGAGCUCUUGAGGGCACUCAAAGAUCAAUCACUUCGCAUCAAUUCAGCCAGAAUUUUAAGGCAUUUGUGCAAAUUUGCUGCCAUGAUUGCUCUGAACAAUUAA
Messenger RNA from Macadamia integrifolia, 1836 nucleotides. RefSeq lists its product as uncharacterized. NCBI's taxonomy places the organism in Eukaryota, Viridiplantae, Streptophyta, Magnoliopsida, Proteales, Proteaceae. The transcript has 3 exons. The coding region runs from base 1 to 1836 and encodes 611 amino acids. The record is from RefSeq and is a predicted model, not a curated record.